AUGACUUCUGGUGCAAAGAGUGUUUGGUGUCAGCAUUCUUGCCCUGCCUUCAGUCUGCCAACUGGCUUGGUUGACAACGGCUGAUGAACCAAGGAGCUGCUGAGAGACGUGGACGAUCCGUCUGUCAACAACUUCUUGAAUCAGCUAUUUCCAUAGGUGUUCGAGGAAAAAAAGGAUGAGUUUUUACAGAAGGCUUCGUUCUUUUUUCCAAAGACUCGCCUCUAGGGAGCACAGAGAGAUCCAUGUGCACAAAGUGCUCGUCCAACCUGCAGCCAUUGAGGUAUGCUCUGGCCUCAGACAGCAAGAACAGGCCUUGCCAGAGAAGCCCCAGAGAAGAAAAUGUUCAUGGACCAUCCUGUCAGGCAUGAAAAGACUCUGUGUCUGUUGCCAAUCAGACAACUCAAUGGCAGAGAGCAAUGAGGAGAGAACAGCUUCCUCUCCAAGAAGGUGGAUGCACUUGUCCCUGAAGAAGAAAGCAGCUGAGACCCAGGUGGAGGCAGAGGAGGUGAAGCUGCAGGAGACUACAGACAAAGUCGAAGUGGAUCUUACAGGGACAAAGAAGGAGCCAUCUGAGUCGAAGGGGAAGUGGGAAAAGGGGAGCCCAGAAGAGCAGGAAGAAGAGCGCACUUCCAGCCCCUCAUUAACAAGCAGCUCCCAUAUGAUGAUGACCCGCGGGGAGCAGCCUUCCACAGCACCGCUCCACGCCCUGCUGAUGACAGCCAUGCAGGGUCUGACAACACCCACCCUGGAGAGACUUAGAGCUGCAGAGGAAGAGCUGAGGGCCAUCGUAUCUCUCUAUGGAGACAAGAUGGAGAGAGGUUUCCUGCAGGUCAUCCCUGUCUCUGGCCGAGUUCCUUGUUUCUAA
Molecule: messenger RNA, 865 nt
Organism: Dermochelys coriacea (leatherback sea turtle)
Lineage: Eukaryota; Metazoa; Chordata; Testudines; Dermochelyidae
Exons: 7
Coding region: 176-865 (229 amino acids)
Source: RefSeq, a predicted model, not a curated record